Messenger RNA from Microtus ochrogaster (prairie vole), 2960 nucleotides. RefSeq names its product FYN binding protein 2 (gene Fyb2). The record is from RefSeq and is a predicted model, not a curated record. Gene Ontology annotation, cellular component: plasma membrane. Gene Ontology annotation, biological process: integrin-mediated signaling pathway; T cell receptor signaling pathway; protein localization to plasma membrane. Lineage: Eukaryota; Metazoa; Chordata; Mammalia; Rodentia; Cricetidae. Gene Ontology annotation, molecular function: protein binding.
AUGGAGGAGGCCAAGCCUAAUCCUUACGCCUACUGGCAAAAUAGCCCCCACCCUCCGACAGCUACCAAUGAACAGUCCAGCUGGGAGGAUGGAGAGCCGCCCGCGCCCAGCCCCGAGAGAGGGUGGAGCCACAGCCCAGGUGGAGCUGGUGAAGAGCCCGGGCUCCAAGUGUCCCAGAAGAGGGGAAGUGACUGCAAGCUGGCUGGCGGAGAGAGCACUGUUGGCGCCAGGAUCCAGCUCUGGGAAGCUGAGAUUGUUCACCAGACGCUGCCUGGGAGGACUACAAUGGAAGAGGAAGGACUAAGCAACUUCAAGGAACUUCGAGCCAAAUUUCAAAAGUUUGAUGCCCCACCUCUUCCAGGACCUAUUAAGUUACCAGCUAGUGUUUCUCGAAAGGAGGACAGGGGACACACACAGCCAACUCAGAGUCUGGCUAGCAGGAAGCGUCUCUCAUCCCCCCAUCAUCAGCCCCUAUCUUAUUCUUCUGCCGAAGUGUCCCGGCCUCUUAAAAGCCAGAAAACAAAGUCGACCCAGAGAGGUGAUAUUCAGAAGAAUUCAAGUUCCUCUGGACCUCCAGAAAAAUCUGCUAUGUGUCCUGCAAGAAAUUCCCAGAAAGCUGCCAUGCCAUUGGAUGUGAGUAAAUCAAGAGCAGUGACAUCCAGCGAGGGCAAAGGAAUGGGCAUCAGCAGCUUCAGAUAUAAGCUUUGGAACUGGGAGCAAUUUUCAUCUCAGAAGAGUGAUUUGUCCCCAGCUCCUCCCCUUACCAACUGUGGGAAUAAGACCUUCCAUCUUGAAGGACAGAAAACCACCGCACUUGCUCAUAGAAAACCCGAAAAGGGCCCAGAGGCAACAGGAGUCCAGACCCUUCCUCCCCAGAGCCGUAUGAUGGUCCAGGGAAAAUCACCCAUGGCCUCUGAACCCUCCCCUUUGCCACUUCCUCAGCACAGCAGGAAAAGCACAGAAAGCCCUGGAGCUGAGGGGAGCCCCAGGAGCAGCCCGUGCCAGCCUGUUUAUGAAUGCGAGCUUACCAGCCUGGUUCCAGAAAAGACAGAGAGCAGGCUUCACCAGCUUCCCAAAACAAAGCCACUGCCUUCCAUUGAGACCCUCGGCCCGCCUCCCCUGAAGCCUGCAAAACCCCCAUUUGUGAACCUGCAGGCCUUCCAAAGGACGACUGCUCUCUCCACGACCCUGAAAGAAGUGACUGCGAAGGAGGGCCCCCUGCUUCCAGAUAGGACUGAGUUGGAAGAACCACAUAAUUAUGACACAACAAUUUCAUAUCUGAGUCAAUCUAGCAACUCCAUUAACCUGUGUGCGGCAGGAGAAACUAGUGAUGCCACUUACGAAGUUGAAAUUGAAGAACUCCAAAAGCCUUGGAGGAGUUUUCUCCAUCCAGAACCGAGCCCUAGACCUCAAGACAAAGAAAACAGCAUGAAGGAAAAGGAGCCAUCUGAAUUCAAACCUUCAAAGCCAGAGGAUUCGCAUCCUAACCAUCCUUCUAAGGUAGGUGCAUGUGAAGGGACACCAGGAAAGGUCCAGAUGGCUGGAGUCCAUGAGGACAGAAGGAACGUUCCGGCUGGAAACCACGAAGCCAUGACUGACAUUCCUCGGAACAGGCUCUUUCCUGAGGACGUGAUGCUGAUAAGGCACUCCCAAGACAAGGGUGCGUAUGUGGAGGCUUUGGAGGUGACCAAAGAAACCCCAAGUCCAAGCACCAUUAGAUCAAAUUCCUCUUCCGAGAAGAUGUACGAUGAUGUGGGGUGCUCCAGAGAAGAUCUACCAAAGUGGGGCUUUUCCAGCUCAUUCACCUCCGACAGCGAAGAAAAUAGUGAAGAAAUGUAUGAAGACAUCUACAAAACAAAGAAUAAUGACCAAAAGCCAGAUGUAGAUGGAAGGACAGCGCUGAGAAGAUUGCAGCAGCUCUUUAGGAAAGAGAAGGGCGUAUUCGGGAUGAAGAAAGCCAAGUCGAGAGAAAAUGUCAGCAAUGGAUUUUCUAUGUCACUGCCUGACUUAGGUAAGUAGCGUUUAUUUGAUUCUCAGGAUGUCAUCAUCUACGACGACGUGGACACCACAAGCGAGAAAGAAUCAAAAGAUGAAGAUAAGCUAAAAACUUGGAAGCCUAAGUUUUUGACAUCAAAGGGGAAUAAAGGGGAAAAGGGCAGCAAUGGAUCCAAAAGUUUUUCGCCCAGAAAUUUCUUCAGAACUAAGAAGCACAACUUAGAAAAGAAUAGAAUGGAAAAAGAAGAAAAACUUUUCAGAGAAAGAUUUCAGUAUGGUAAAGAGAUUGUGGUCAUUAACAGAGCAGUAGCAUGCUCCAGUAAUUCACGAAAUGGAAUAUUUGAUCUGCCAAUAACUCCUGGAGAACAGCUGGAAGUCAUCGACACCACUGAACAAAACCUAGUGAUAUGUCGCAAUUCCAAAGGCAAAUAUGGAUAUGUGCUCAUUGAACACCUACACUUCAAGCAUCAGGGCUGACCCCAUUAGGAAGAUCUGCAUAAGGCAGGACGUGCCCAAGUCCCACAGCACGCUUCCAGUUCCUGUGUCAAAACAAGAUGUGCUGUGGAGACUUCUGUCAGAAACUCACAAGAAAACCCUCAACAUGUCAGUGUUGGUUUUACUUUGAAAAAGUUUGUCUUUCAAUGUCGAUUUUACUGCUGGUUCGAGAGAAUGCGAAACAGAACGUUAGUGCGCGAGCACUUGUCUAGUGAGCCAUAGCCCAAGUUAGACAUCCUGCCGUAUGGUGCCUAGUGUUAGUGCACAUUUACAUUUCAUAUGAGUUCUAAGGAAUAAAAUAAUGCAACCAUGUUACUUUAAACAAACAAAAACCCACCUGAGCCAUAAUUGUUUGUUUGUAAACCAAAGUAAAAGAAUGGAAGAUAAGUACUACUGAAGGGAUCAGUUUGCUGAAAAAAAAAUAUUCUUUUCUAAAUUCAACCAGAAGUAUUUUUUAGAAGAAUUUGAGC